Messenger RNA from Caenorhabditis sp. 36 PRJEB53466, 658 nucleotides. The record is from the annotation of a GenBank genome assembly. NCBI's taxonomy places the organism in Eukaryota, Metazoa, Nematoda, Chromadorea, Rhabditida, Rhabditidae.
AUGAGCCAAGAGCAGUCUCCUCAGUGCUCCAUCCACACGAAUCUCGUCCUUCUUUACAAAAUCAUCGGAGAAGUGACUUUGGAUCACGCGGAUCCUUCCCAAUUCGACGUUCUCAAACUCAUAAACUAUAGCCGUUCCUCGCAAGUUUCCUGGUUGCCAUUGUGGGGCAAUUCGUCGUUUAGCAAUGUGAAAAACCGUAAGUGUUCAUGCCUAUAAAGUGUGGGUUUUCCAAACAUUUUCAUCUUUUUCAGGCAACAAAGAGUGUCACACUUCGAUGGCCGUGGGGAAUCUGAACGGAAGUUACAGUUCGUACAACAAGCCGUACAUUCGAAUCAGGGCAAAAGUGAUCAACGUGCGGUUCUUUUUGAAUGUGCUGGAAGCCAUCAGAACUCUCGGAGCAGCGACGGAGUGCCGACGUGAGGAUUUCCCUAAAUUGCACGAGAAUGGGCUCUCGGAGUACUGUACAAAGUGGGUCGAACUGUUGAACGAGGAAACAGAGCUGUCAGAGGAGAAAAUCACGGAACUGCAUGCGUUAUAUCUGCAGUUCGACAAAGACGAGAAAUUGGAGUUGAAGGGAUUCAGCGUUAAAGAUGGAUACGCCACGAUCAACCUGGACCAUCCGAUGGUUUACUUCCGAAAGUAUCCGACAAUCAAGUAA